This is a messenger RNA of Knipowitschia caucasica, 1758 nucleotides long. The record is from the annotation of a GenBank genome assembly. Lineage: Eukaryota; Metazoa; Chordata; Actinopteri; Gobiiformes; Gobiidae.
AUGGACUGUUGGCGUCUUUUUAUGUUGUUAUUUUGUGUAUGUUUCAAAUGGAUAGCUGCUCAAAAAGAAGAACUUCGCUGGACCUACACUGGUUUGGUGGGUCAGUCCGAGUGGUCCGAGCACUUCCCCGAUUGUGGAGGGCCUGCUCAGUCUCCUGUCGAUGUGGUAACCAGUCAAACCAAAUAUGAUCCCACCCUGACCCCUUUAACCCCGCUAGGCUACAGUCAGCACAACUACCAGCCUUUCACUCUGCACAACAGUGGACAUACAGUUAUGGUGACACUUCCGGAGUGGAUGGGUCUGGAGGGGAUGCCCUGGCUCUUCAGCGCAGUCCAACUUCACCUCCACUGGGGCAGCGGUGGUCCGAGUCAUGGGGGUAGCGAACACACCAUCGACGGGUUGGCUGGAGAGGCGGAGCUUCAUAUCGUCCACUACAACUCAGAGCUUUUCACCAACAUCUCUGCAGCGAUGAAGCAGAAGAACGGACUGGCGGUUUUAGGGAUUCUCAUCGAGGCAGGUGAUGAGACCAACCCAGGAUUCAACAAUAUAAUCCGCUACUUAAGUCGAAUCAGGCACGCAGAGCAGAAAGUUCUCAUCCCAGGGUUUGACGUCUCAUCGCUGCUUCCCAAAGACCUGGGACGCUACUAUCGUUACAACGGCUCUCUGACCACACCGCCUUGCUACCAGGAGGUCAUCUGGACUGUGUUUUAUGAGAAAGUGAAGAUCUCCAAAACACAGCUGUUCAAAUUGGAGACAAUUCUGUAUUCGAGUAAAUAUGAGGAGAUGGACCGGAUGCUUCUGCAGGACAACUACAGAGCCACACAGCCACUCAACCACAGAGUCAUCCUCAAGUCCUUCUCCUCAGAUCCAGGGAAAGAGCUGUCUCCAGGUGAAGUCACGGCCAUUGUGGUGGGUGUGAUCUGUGGCUGCGUGGGGCUGGCCGUCAUCAUUCGCUUCAUCACUAAGACCAUCCACUCGACCUCUAGCUGGGACCUCCUUCACAGUCAGCGUCCUGCUCCCCCGCCCAGGCCAAAUGAUGUUGGAAAAUCAAGCAGUAAAAAAACCGAUAUUGCAGUGAAUUCAAGACCAGAGCCAGAGAAAAGAGAAGAGAAAAGUCGCACCUGGAGGUUUUCGUUUCUCUUUUUGCACCCAUCAUUGUUUCAGCAGGAUCACAGCAGCAGAAUGCCUGCUCUGUGGCUGUUUGUGCCUUUGCUCGCCUGUCUCCUGCUGGGGCAGCAGGCGUGUGCCAGGAACGAGGCUCCGUGCCAACUUUCCAAGUGGAACAACGGCUUCCAAACUUUCCUAAAGCGCCACAUCCGCGAGGACACGCCCCGCUCCCUGGACCAGAACCAGUGGGAGAAGUAUAUCCAGAACAACGGCGGCUGUCACAGGCCCACGCAGUCCUUCCUGAGCCCGGACGACCUGGAGCGGGUGAAGGCCGUGUGCUCGGCCCGAGGAGGCAAAGUGUUCAAGGAGAACCUGUGCAUCAGCCGAGAGCCCUUCUCCUUCGUCACGGUGCGGAGCGAGCCCGGUACGUGCAGCAUCCGCAAAAUCACUUCUGAGAGCAAGCACCUGAUCCUGGCCUGCGAGGUCCUGGACAACCGCUGUGUGCCGGUGCACUUCGAGGGCAACCCCUCCUUCCACAAGCCCAGUAACAACGACCCGGACUGCGGGGAGAGGCGGGCUGGUGGCCGGGCGGCUGUGUGCAGAGACGGGAUGCUGUGGUUAGGAGCGGUCCUUCUCAUGCUCCUCUACUGA